AAGCAAUAGUAAUGAAAUUUCAAAAUAUCUCAAUGUUUUCAGACAUCAGCGCAUGAUGUAAAUAGAUGCUUUAGUACUGUAUGCAGCUUACUUAAACACAGUAACAUCAUUACUCUUAGGGUUAAAGUUUAAUAUUUUUAUUUAUCUGCAUUAAAAGAACGUACGUUUCGUUUUAAAUAGUCGAUGACAAUCACUGUAAAAAAUGAAAAGGCAGUAUGACCAUACAACAUGCAAUCGUUCUUAGACAGGUCAACGAACUAUCCAUUGCACUUAUUCAAAUGGCCGUUACGGCUUCUAAAGAAGCAAAUCUUGAAAAAGCUUCGGAGUUAAUAGCAAAAGCUGCCGGUGAAGGUGCCAAAUUGGUGUGUUUGCCCGAAUUUUUCAAUAGUCCCUACGAUUUGCGUCAUCUUGAUGUUUAUGCUGAAAAGAUACCGGGUCAGACAAGUACUGUUUUAUCAAAUGCUGCAAAAAACAAUAACAUAUAUUUGAUUGGAGGUACCUAUCCUGAGGUAGAUGAUGAUAAAUUUUAUAAUACCUGUUUAGCAUUUGGUCCAAAUGGAGAAACAUUAGCCAAGUUUAGAAAGAUCCAUCUUUUUGAUAUUGAUGUACCAGGUAAAAUCACAUUUAAAGAAUCUAAUUCAAUUUCACCUGGAAAUUCUUUAGUAACUUUUGAUGCUGCAUUUGUGAAAGUUGGACUUGGGAUAUGUUAUGAUGUGAGAUUUCCACAUCUUGCCAGUUUAUAUGCUGAUAAAGGAUGCCAUUUAUUGGUAUAUCCUGCUGCAUUUAAUAUGACCACGGGUCCUGCUCACUGGGAAAUACUUCAUAAAGGUCGUGCAUUGGAUAAUCAAGUGUAUGUUGCCAUGAUAUCACCAGCCAGAGAUGAAAAUGCUCCCUAUGUUGCUUGGGGACAUAGUUCUUUUACAGAUCCAUGGGGAAGAGUUAUUACCAAAGCAGAAGAGAAAGAAACCAUUUUGAAAGCUGAAAUUGAUCUAGAUUUAUUAGAAGAAGUUCGACAACAGAUUCCUUUAAGAAAACAACAACGAAAGGAUCUAUAUCAGCUUUCUGAUAAAAAAUAAAUAGUAAACUAUUUAGAUGAGAAUUUUAAUAUAUUUUUGUAAUAUAAUACAAUGAUUGUAAAUUAUAAAUAAGAAAAUAUAUUUUAUUAAUUAAAAUAGACCAAUGAAAAGUUAUAGGACAAAACUUUUAUUCAGAUGUUUAUCAAAAUCA
Molecule: messenger RNA, 1227 nt
Organism: Centruroides sculpturatus (bark scorpion)
Lineage: Eukaryota; Metazoa; Arthropoda; Arachnida; Scorpiones; Buthidae
Product: omega-amidase NIT2-like
Exons: 9
Coding region: 216-1076 (286 amino acids)
Biological process (GO): L-glutamine metabolic process; oxaloacetate metabolic process
Cellular component (GO): mitochondrion
Molecular function (GO): omega-amidase activity
Source: RefSeq, a predicted model, not a curated record